Messenger RNA from Linepithema humile (Argentine ant), 10806 nucleotides. Lineage: Eukaryota; Metazoa; Arthropoda; Insecta; Hymenoptera; Formicidae. The record is from RefSeq and is a predicted model, not a curated record.
UCAUAAUGGCUAAUCUAACUUAUUUUUCCGCUGCCAUGUAUUUAUCUUAAUUUACAUGUGUAAAACUUUCUCGAAUCUUGAUUAACGAGAAAUUUUCCACUUAUAGUAGUAUCAGACUUGAAAGUGUUUUCCGUCACGCUAUACUAUGAUUACGUCAUAUUUGCGUGACAGAAUUAAAUGCGUUAAUUCGCAGAGUUGUAUCUUCUGUAUCAAAAGUUGUAUUAUACACAUACAUCACGUUUAUUAACGUGAAGAUAGUAAAGAGACACACGUAUUUAUUUAUUUCCGUUUUACGAUUUUCGUACAAAGACCAAACACAUUGCGCUCUAUGCAAUACCUCCCAUAAUCACUCUCACACGUGCUGCACCCUUGAAACGGUUUAAGGGUAGUUCCGCCGGCGCAUCAAAGCGAUCGACGGCACUCAGCCGCGGUGGUUCGAUGCGCCGCCGCCUCGGCGUCCGGCCAACCAGUGAAGGCGCCGUCCAGCCGCGUUCUAUCCGGGCAAUCAGUGUACCGCCGGUCGCGUAUCUGUACGGAUUGUGUUUGUAGUUGGAAUUGCGCCCGUAGAAUUUUCAACGGGCGGACCGGCAGUGCUUUACGAGAUUUCGGAAAAUCAACCGCACCCGCUUUCUCUCGCAACCGCACCUUUCUCUUUUUCUCUCCCUCUCGUUUUAUUUCUAUCUCCCCGGAUAAUGAUUGAUCCGCGUCGAUGUUAGUGGCCGGCGCGACGAUACGAAGCGCGACGGGAUCAUGUUAUGGAGAUCGGUGAGUUGACGUCCUCGUGUCUCGUCGCCGCGCUGUCUCCCCGCACGAUAGUGGGAGGGUCAUCAACCGCGUCGCCGAGUGAUCCACCUGCUCGAGUCGACGAUAGCCGCCACCGCCGCCGUCGCCGCCGCCGCCGCUGAUGCAGCCGCGUGCGAGCCGCUGCCUCUCGUUCCCGGGACGACCGUUGCCGCGAUCCUCUCGCACGAACCAAACGGGAGAUCCGCGAUAGGGUUAUACGCGCGUCCGAAACGCGCGUUUCCACCCCUUUUGCCUGCCUGCCUGCUUGCGCUCCGUCGUUAAUCGCCGCGCGAUAAGAAGUCAUCCUCACCGCGAUUCCUUAUCGUCGAUCUCGGUAUUGUGUCGUGAAUCACGUCUCCGUUAACAGGUGAAUUUUUUUCUCUAAUGAAACUUUAAAUAUGCAAUCUUUAUCUUAUAUAGAGCUUUAGCACUCGAGACGAGAUAUUUAUGAUAUUAUUGCCAGUUCGUUUAGUACGUGAAAAAAGAAUUUAGUGAUAGAUGAAUGUUAAAUUAUGUCUUAUGAAGAUUAUUAUAAAAAAUUAUUAUUAUUGAGCAAUUUCUCUAGAAUAACAUCAUGUUUCACAAUACAUAUUAUGUUUCACAACACAUAUCAUGUUUCACAACACAUAUUUGCAUGCUCAUUAACGUAAUAUUUAUAUAAUAGCUAUGUUUAGCUUUGAGUAUACAAGAGAUUUUUACGUUACAAUAAUCGUACACACAAAAAUGUAAGGAAAAAUUAUUUAUUUGCAUGAAGCUCAGUCUAUUGCAGCUUUAAUGAUGUGCAAUCUUCUCUUAUAUUUUAAUUUUUCAAUAAGAAACAUUUAGUCAUUUUAUUGAAAUAUCAAUUUACUUCAUUUUUAUAAAUAAAUAAUUAUUUACACAGUUAUUCAAACAGUGACAAAGUUUACGUAUUUACAGUGAGAUAAACAUCACUUAGUUAAUUAUUAAUAAAGGAAAAUGAUGCAAAACAUACACAUAGGAAUCAUAUAAUGUGUUGAAAUAAUUAAAACAAAAAAUGUCGCGGCAUAAUAGACAAAUUGAAAGAUUUGUGAAUGACAUUACUUUUGAUGUAACGUAUUGCUUUGACAUUUUUUUAACAUUUUUCUAAAAUGCUAAUUUAGAUAAUUUACUAUCGUAAUUCUUUCCGCGCCAUUAAGCCGAUCCGACGAUGAGCUUAUUUAUACACCUUGUAAUAUGCCUAUUGACCUCAUAUCGCACUAUUAUAUUUACGCAACAAUCGUGAUAUAAAUAUUUUGACAUUAAUCCUUAACAUUUUCCGUAUAUCCGCAUCUGCUAACAUUGAUAAACACAGCGUUGCGCGUAGAAAAGUUAUUGCACCGCAAACCUCGAGAAGUGGUUUCGUUAGCGGUAUUAUUAUAUUCUUUACGGAAAGAGGCACACUGUUGGUCCCCGCGUACUUUUAUUCAAAUCGCUGACUGCAUUACUUUGCACUUUUGGUCUUAUGUCAUAUUUUAUCAUAUUUUAUUUAAAUCAUAUCAAAUAAUUAAACGUAACGUUAAAUUGAAAAAACCGUUUGCUAAGUCUGACUUGACAAUUAAAGUUAAUAGACGUGACAAUUUUUCAUUUCUUUCCAUUAUCUUUUCUUUUUAUUUCUUUAAUUUUAAGAAAGGAGCCUAGUAAGCUUUUAUAUUGAAUAAUUUUUGUACUAGCCUUUUAAUGUUAGAAAAAUUAUGUCUCUGAUCUUUAUCAAUAAGUUUCGUAGUGACCGCGCCUCGAAUCGAUCCCGAAGUUUUGGCACGGUAACCUUUUGCGAAUUUCAAACCAUCGAUUUUUAUGCGAGCAAUAUUACUCGUCUUAUACCAAGCUAUUUUUACGAUCUUCACAGAGAGUGACCCCGAAAUCUAGAUCUUAAAACGCAGCUUCAGCUUAUGUCCGUGUCUUGCUAAUAGUGAUUAAUAGCGCGUAUGCACGCCACGCUAUCAAACGGGAACGGGUUUAUCCUAGGAUCGCGAAGAACUUGAAGCACUCGGGCCGCGCAUAUAUCAGACUCGCCCUCCCCCGCGAGUCCACUUUUAUUCGCGAUAUCUUCCUUUCACGUGGGACUUAUGCCAAGCCCCAAGAAAUCAUAUGAUGUAAAUACAAAUAUCGCAAGUGAAUUGUUGCAGACUAUUACAAUAAACUUGAAUACUCGGAUGUGGAGUUCUUAGAAUUCAGCAAAUGUUGACUUCUCUUGCAAAUAAUUCAUUCAAAUAACUUCUGAAGCCGUGGCUUCUAAAUUGAACUGUGUUGAACGCAAUUAAGACAACAUUUAAGUGUUAUAAAUAUUGAUUGGAUAUAUAAUUUGAUAGCAAUUUGUCGAUGAAUUUUUUUAUCAUGUUACAUUAUCCGUUUUAAAAACAGCUGUAGAAUGAAUUUUAAUGUAAAGAUGAGGUAUUACUAUACAGAAAGGAAUCUCUCGUGCGAAUGCUUAUUUGCGUUGCAAACGUUAAUUAACUAACAUACCGUUGCACGGUGGAAUUUUCGUGCGUUUGCGUUUCCCUGCACACACACACACACACACGCACACACACACGCUGCAAUGUCCAUUCAGUUGUAAAGACGGAACUAAUUACCCGAUCGGAAGGAAUAUUGACAUAAUCAAUAACGCGUCACAUAAUUAGAACGUUAAAAAUAUCGCGCUUUGCAUUAUACAGUCGUUAUUAACUGAACGCAUUGCGCGCGAACGGUUUGUUUGCCCGAGCGGCGGAAUCACGUGGAAAAUAUUUUGUAGCACUCGUUUGAGAAAGAGAAAAAGGAAAAGAGAGAAAGAAAGAGAGAAUUUUGCGUUUUGACAGACGCAAGAGCAAGAGAAAGAGCGCGAAAUGCAGCGAAACGAUCGCUAAACGGAGAAGCGCACAAUGAGACGCACGAUGACGAAGAUGGUAUCGACGAUGGUGUGACUCCGCGGCAUUACACCGUAUAUCGAAAGGAACCGGAAGCAGAGAGGAAGGCAGAAGAGGCAGCCUUGUCGUGUGAGCAGCUUUCGACAAUUUUAGGCGGCGGCAGAAUCAAAGGUCAUGGCGACGCCGCCGGACUCGCCGGGACCGGAAGAGGCGUUCUUCGAGUUCGAAAACACGCGAGCAAGGCAGCAGACCACUAGGCCGGUGCCGAUAGAGGAGCUUUUGCGACAGACCAAGUUUUCCCGCCAGGAGAUUCGAGUCAUGUAUCGCGGCUUCAAGCAGGAGUGUCCCGAGGGAGUAGUACACGAGGACUCGUUCAAGGACAUUUACGCGAAAUUCUUCCCGCACGGCAACUCCAGUCUCUACGCCCACUACGUGUUCAAGGCCUUCGACGUUAAUUGCAACGGGGCCAUCAGCUUCAGGGACCUCCUCGUGACACUGUCGACGUUGCUGCGAGGCAGCAUCUACGAGAAAUUGAGAUGGACUUUCAAGCUGUACGACAUAAACGGCGACGGCUGUAUUACGCGGGGCGAAUUGGGCGAGGUUGUGAUGGCGGUCCACGAGCUCAUGGGCAGGAAGCAUCACGGCCACGCCGAGGAGGAGAGGAAGGCGCGGGAACAGCUGGACAGGGUCUUCAAGAAACUCGAUCUCAACCAGGACGGCGUUAUCACGAUCGAGGAGUUUAUCGAGAGUUGUCUGAAGGACGACGUGAUUACACGGUCGCUGGCGAUGUUCGACUGCGCGCUUUGAUCUCCGGCUAAGGACGAGCCUCCAGCAGCGGUCACCGCGACGCCGCCGACGCCGCUCUCGACGACGACGUUCUCGCAGUCCUUAUCCCCGUCGCCGCCGCCGCCGUCCUACUCCCUGCUACCGCCUAUCCCACCACCCUUGCCCUCCCAACCGCCACCUGGGUACACCGUCCAGGAUCAGGAGCUCUAUCUACUCCUGGCCGCUCACUGGUGGAACCAACCGGAGGCGCCGCUCUUUUGUUGAAGGGCAAUGCGAAAACACGGCUCCUAGCGACAUAGAAUAGUAAUCGAGGUCUAAGUCUGUGAAAUCGAAGAGCGGAUCUUUCCCGACAUCUUGUCCCUUCGCAAUGCAAGGCGAUUUCUUAUCUUUGCCGAUUAACGGAACUUUGCGGAGGCACAGCCGUUUCGAGAACAGCACGCGGAACAUCGUGUGACCGCUGCUUCACCGGCUUCAAUUGUGACAAUCCUGCGGAGAAAUGCGACGAUUCUGCGACGACGAGGAUACUUCGGCAAUCGCGGAACCGACAAUUGGCGUCGAUCUCUGGCAAGGAUUGAGCGGAGUUACGCAAUCUGACGUUGUCACGCGAAUGUUCAAUCCGAGAUUGAACUGCACAUUAAUCAGAAAAACAAUUAUCUGUCGCAGUUAAAUGCGAAAAAUAUUUAAAAAGGACGUUUAAAAAUAUAAUAAAAGUACAUCGAUCGAAGAAGCUCAAACAAAACACGCGAAUCUCUUCCUGUGGCUCGCCGAGAAAAGAUCUUGCAUUCGGGAAAUCUAUUAUCAUCGGAUUCGUGCCAAAUCGUAGCGUUGUGGAAUCUCGAGACGACGACGAGAAAAACACGAAAACGGCAAAAAAAGUGAUUGUGAGACGCGGUAAGGAAACGGGGAUUCUUCAUAGCAUGCGAUAUCCCGUAGAAUAUCCUGAUUCGAUCUCUAUGAUGCAAAAUUGCAAAAAUAUUUAUAAGCCAUAUGGGAGAUCACAGUUUGGGCGUUUUUCGUUAUACAUUCUAGUUUUAUUUUCCAGGGUAGAUGUUGAAAAAGAGACGAUAAUCAACGAAUCGAUUGCGUGACUUUGCGUUGCCAAGAGAACGACACGUUCCCGCGAAUUAUGGUAUUAUGUCAUACAUUUUUUUUUCUUUUUGAAUACAUCUUCUCGUCUCUCAUAUUUGGAUAUAUUUUGUGUUGUGAAAGAAAAUACAUUGAAGAAUUAACAUAAAUUCUGCAUUCUAGGUUGUUCCGUAUCGCCAGGAAAGAUAUGUCAAUUUAGUAAAAAUGCAUUACACGGUUAUAUAUAUAUAUAUAUACAGGGUAUAUCCUGCCACUCCGCGUUACCUCUUAACGACGGAUUCCUCAGGUAAUUUGGAGUCCUUGUAUAAUACAAAUACGUACGAAUAUUGACUUUCUAAUAUUAUUUGGUUUUAAAUGCCCUGUAUAACUUUGUUGCACCCGUCAAUCCCUUUACAUUUAUCCUCCCCCGCCCUCCCCCCAGUUAUGAGCAUUUAUUAUGAUCGCGUGAUCGCCCUCGCGAUGUAUCGUGAUCAGCAGCAGGCGAGGCUCGGCGAUGAUUAUAGGUUUCAGCGCGGUGACGCGUCGAUUUCCCUCGACUAAAUUGUUAGCCACACGAUCGUUGACGAUCGUAGAUAUCACACGUAUGUAUUUUCGUUGGUAGAUUCGUAGAUUGAAUAUACUUCGUCCUUUUCUAGAUCCAAUUGAUUCUAACGGGCUGCGCAGGCGUUCAAUAUUUAUUAUUGAUACGGCCAGCUUUUAAAUAUGCAUAUAUAUCAAUCGAUAUUUAUUUAUUAAUAAAUAUUACCAAUAUUUUUAGAUUUUUUAACGCUCUGCACUCACGGUGCCUCGUGACAAAAUAUUAUUAGCACCGAUAUGUAUUUUGAAAAAUGUCCCCGGAUUUGAUCAGAAAUUUUUUUCCACACACAUUUCUGUUUUCGCGCGCGCGCUAUUUGCCGUUGGACACGUUCAAUCACGUCGUCGAUACUGAAACAGCGACAAGAGAUAUUGAUCGCCUGCGGGCUCCUUAAGCGUUCAUAGUGUGUAACAUGUUGCAGGUGUACGUGCGUGAAGCAUCGAUUUUCUAAUAUGUAUAUCCGUUAUUACGAGUUGUAGGACGUGUGAGCGUGCGAGCAUAUGUCGGACUAGCGAGUAGCAAGCCUGUGAGCGGCAAUUAUUGAUUAUCAAAAUCGAUUACAAUGAAACACCAAGCUACCGUAGUUAGCUGUUAUUUAAGUAAACGAAAAAUAAUAAUAGAUACGAUUUAUAGUUUACGUAGGAUAAAUUUCGCGAUUAAACGCGAGUUGUCGGAUGCCUGGCGUUUAUGAUCGGCAACAGUAAAUUAUCCCUCGGGAGAUACCGUGAGAAAAAAAAAUACGUUCCAUAUACACGACGUAUACGUAUAUACAAUCGCGAUCGAUAACGUACCUCUUCGAAAUAUCGUCUGGUUCUCGUUGGUUCGCGUAAGUCAGAGAUCCGGAUCGUCGUUGAUCGUCGCCAUCUGAUCGCUCGUGACGACGUGUUCGUCGAACGCUCGGAUUUCCUCUCGAGGAGGAAAUGCCGUCGCCGGGCGCGAAGGAGCGAGCAUCCCUCGUCGCACUGGCUUUCACGGGAAUCGAGAACACGCGUUGCCAGGCUGCGCCCGGCACGCGCGUUUCUAUAACAACGAGUAAUAACGACGAAAUCGCAAUUUUCACCGCGAUCGAGCUAGAGCGAUGCGAAUUGAGUUACGGCGGAUCUACGCAGAGAGUUCCGUGAUUCGCGAAUCAAAAUGUCAUAGCGGAAAAGUUCUUGCAAAGAAAUCUGUGAUUUUUUGAGAACUUUCCUGCUGAAGUGUUUUGUUUCGCGAAUUACGGAACAUUCGUAUGAGCGAGACGGCAUUAUCCAGCAGAAACUAAACAGCUAUGGCAAUCAAACGCGCGUAAAGACUAAAUUCAAUACCGGCCGUUAAUUUGCGAACGCUUGCGGAAGAUUGCGAAUGGAACGAGCGAUCUGCAAGAUAUUCUGGCGUCAAACGAGUUUUUUUAAAUCAAGCCUGAAUUGGCAGCGGAAAACAAAUUAUUCAACACAAGCAGAGAUUGCUUUCUUCUCGAAGAAAUCGAUAUUCUCUAACAAUAAGCAUUGUCACAUUAAUAGCCGGUAACACGAAGGACACAACUGAUUGAAGAAAUCUAUUCUAGCUAGAAGUGAAAUCCACAAUCUAGCUGCACUGUGCACGCAAACAACGGUGCGAAAUCGCUGCAACCUUCGCCUGGAAAACUCUCUAUCAAACACUGGCAGGCAAAUUUAUAUUCCUUAGGAUAUAUACGAAAACGUAUCGUAUCUUUGAGUUUGAGCGAUUAGUGUCAUCUUGUGGCCACGGAAAUGCGGAAGUGACGUGGAAUUUGAUUGAGCGACAGGAUUGCACCGAUUGUUCCGGCUUGAAAAAGAUAGUGAUAUACAUUUAUUAUAUAUAUCUUCUUAUGGUCUCUCAUCGAUGUAAAUUUUUACAUAUAUUAGCGCUAACCACGGAGAUAUGUAUAAUCAAACACUUUUUGGGAAAAUACCUAUGUGUCAAAUCUGCCAGCAUAUUAAUCAAUAUUUCGAUGUGCGUUGUAAGACGUUGCAUAAUUUGCGAACUACGAGCGUUUUUGAAAAAUGUCGAGCCAAACUUUUCGAACAGACUUUUGCCACAUUUCGCGCACUACUUCAGAGAUUUAACUAAAAAUCGCAUGAGCAGAUCUAAAUAAGUUUUGACACCACCCUUUGCUUUUGUACGUGUCGCAACAAAAGACUAUGCCCUGUGCGUAUAAAUUGUACAAAACACGAAGUGACAUAUAUAUUUUUUAUAAGGUUUUGUUAUUUUUUGCAAAGCACGAAACUGUAUUUCGAACUCCCCAAAAGCGUUUGCAGAGAUUGCGUGUGAUAACUUUUAUUAAUCGCGAUCUAGCAUAAAAAGAAAUGAAACAUGCAAUUCCUAAGAAAAUAUCUAUAAAGCGUAAAAAUAAUCACGACUAUCAUUAUCGCUCUAAAACGUUAAUUAAUAUAAACGGAUACGCAACAUUGAUCUAAAUAUAACUGAUUGCUUGAUACUCGACAGUUAAAACAAAAAAACACGCCUCUGAAUUAUUAAUUGAAAAAAGACAGAACCUUAUGAAGCAGGGAAAAAGAGAGUCUAUUUCAAAUAUAUUUCCAAAAUAUUGCACACUUCUAAAAAUACUUUCGACAGGACACGUAAGAUGCAACACGUAAGAUGCACUCGUGGCACAACAAAUUUUUGGAAUAAAUUAGCAAAAUGUUCCUAAAAAAAACGUAAAAAUUGAUGAUAUUAAGCACUGAGUAGAUAUUAAUUGGUAAAUCAUUGGAAAUGAUAGAAUAGAACUUGCAAUUUUUUUAAGACUAUGAUUGAUUAACGAUAUUUUGCAUAGAUUAAUGAAGUUAAUUGAAGUUAAUAACACUUUCGAUCGUAAAAUAUAAAUCUAGGAUGCUACGGAAAAUAAAGCACGAUUUAUUUCUCUGCCGAGUCUAAUAUAAAAAAUAUAAUAAAUAAAAAUAUAAUUAAUAUAGUUAAGAAAUAAGUUAAACUUCAUACUCUUAAUUUGCACAAACAAUAUUUUUAGAAAGCGAUACUGCACUAUCGCUGAAAUCGUUUAUUGAAGCAAUGUCAUAUCACUGGCUCGAAUUGCGCGUAUUUUUAAUGAAUACGUUACACGCGCCUGAUUUCUAAUUUGGACGGUACGUUUGAGAUCGACUUUCAAUUGUCGAAAAUGAGCAACACAUGAAUAGACACACCUGCGUAAAACAAACCGGUUUAAUUGCGAUAAUUCCAAGAGAAACAUAAGGAAGAAAAAAAAUUGGAAAGAGCUACAGCUAGGCGUCUAGCUGAGUAGCAGUCUGUCAAUCUAGUCAAUUGAUUAAAAUUUAGAGUCAGGGCUGCUGAUAACUCUUCUUAUUGCAGGCAACGCUGCCCUGGUUUAGAAGACACUUAAUUAGAUUUACACUACAGAUUAUAAAAUUUGCGUGGCUUUAAACUUAAACAUUGUCGAAGUAUUAUUACAUAUUACGAUUAGAUACUAUCUAUCACUAAGUGAAAAAAACACUCUUAGCGUAUCCGGUAUCUUUAACGAGCGCGGCGACAGUCUUCAUCUCGUUACGUGCGUUUCACGACGUUGUAAUCACGAUAGGCACAUAAAUGUGCAGAAAAUAGUCGGCAGGAUUUUUAGAAGCGGAGCCAUUCGAUAUUUGAGCAAAUUAUUUCGACAUUCGAAUCUUACGCUAAUUUACACUAUUACAGUCUAAUUUCUAAAAGUGUCUGAUUUUAAAUAUUAUUUUGAAAAUGAACAAAAUUGUAAGAGAUUAACGUAUAUAAUUUUUCUAACGUCUGUCAUAAUUAUUUUGAUCGGAGUAUGUGCGGAAAUUGCAAAAUUAAAUUUUCGCGAAUUAUUCGAAUGUGGAAAUGCGUUGGAACUCGUAAUAUCUAAACGGUUUUUCAAUAAUAGACUAAUACCGCUCGUGAGCAGGAUGUCACAGUUUAUUACAAUAGUUAAUCGUUGCGUAAUAUAUCACUAGUUAUAUUAGAGACGAUACAAUUGUUGAGCUUGGAAGCACUUUUUUAUGGUGAAGUCACAGUUAGAAUUACGAUUGAUUAGCGAGAUCCUUCCUUGGGCUUGGAUCUGUUGCUAUAGUGAUAAUGCAGAAUACAUUACUACAAUGAUUAUAUGCAAAAUGCGUUAAUUAUAUUGUCUCAUACUGCCAACUGUAAAUCAUCAUACGUAGUUUCUAAUUAAUGACAUCGAUAGAUAAUUUCUAGUUGAAGAUUAGCGUAGAGAGGGUGGUUUCUUUCGAAAUAUUUCAACAAAUCGCUCUUGUGCGAGCGCGUCAAUGUUUUAUUUUUUUGUCUAAGGUAAACUUAACUUUUUAAACAGCACACACUUGCACAGACAUUACUUUAAAGAUUAUUUUGCACUAAAAUUAAUUUAAAAAAAAAUGUUUAAUUAGAUUGCAUUUUUUUCUAUAUAUUUUUGCUCCGAUUGAAUAUUUUCUUAAAGAAUGUAAAUCCCUUACGUCUCGAAAAGCUUAAAUAAUAUUUUGUAAAAAAUUACGCGAUCACGGUUCUCUUAGUAAUUUGCAACAUAAAAGGCCGAUUAGAACUUAUUGUAACCACCAUUGUGAUAGUAAUAGGUUUUGUAGCGGAUCAGAAAUAUCGAGGAUUGCAAUGUUUUACUUUUAAUUUUAAAAAACGAUGAGCAAACAUCAAAUUAUGUCACGCACAAGAGGUCCAUUAAAUACCGAUAUAACUUAAACUAUUCACUGCUUCAAAUGACAAAAUAAAUGAUUGUAGUGAUAACAGAAAUAUGUUCAAUAUAUUUAACGCAAUAAUUUGCGUUAAACA